CCGAAAAACCUGUACCCUUCGAACUCUGCCAUCACAUUGUACACUUCGACGUUACUAUUCGUAAUAUGACGGAGGAAAUAAAGUCACACCAAUCAGUCCGAGUCGCUAUCCGCACAGGCUCCGGAAGCCGAUCCCCAGGAACUGCUUACGGUUUCCUCUUCCAGCUCCAUCACGACUUCCGGCGCUGUGCCCACCAACAUUGACGCACAAUGCCAACGAGCUACAGGAGAAGUCUGCAUCUGCGAUACCUGUGAAGUCACCAGGACUCGCAAACACCUGCUCCGUAGCAACAAGCGUACGCGGGAAGAAGCCGUCACGGCCGCGGCUUUCGACAGCCACUCGCCGCCGAAGAAGUCCAAGGCUCCCGAAAAGGCCGCUGCCUUGGAUGUCAACAAUAGCGGCGACGACAAGCUACAAACAAUGUCCGCCGCCUGCAAAACGAUCCUGGAAUGCAUAGGGGAAGACCCGCACCGCGAAGGUCUCCUGAAGACUCCCCUACGAUGGGCCAAGGCUCUACUCUACAUGUGCCAAGGCUACGACAAACGCCCGGAAGACGUCACCAACGGCGCAGUCUUUCACGAAAAUCACUCCGAAAUGGUAGUGGUCCGCAACAUUGACAUUCAUAGUUUGUGCGAACACCACAUGGUCCCUUUUACCGGUCGCGUCCAUAUUGGAUACAUUCCCAACGGCAAGAUUCUCGGUUUGUCCAAGCUCGCCCGGAUUGCCGAAUUGUACGCCCGACGCUUGCAGGUGCAGGAACGAUUGACACGCCAAAUUGCCGACGCUAUUGUGGAAACGGUCGAACCCCUCGGUGUCGCCGUAGUCGUGGAGUGCACGCACUUUUGCAUGGUCAUGCGGGGAGUCCAAAAGACGGGAGCUUUGACAACGACGUCGUCGGUCCGGGGAUGCUUCGAAAGCAAUUCCAAGACACGAGCCGAGUUCUUUUCCAUCAUUCAAGGGAAUGGUGUUACCAUGUGUUGA
This is a messenger RNA of Phaeodactylum tricornutum CCAP 1055/1, 981 nucleotides long. RefSeq lists its product with no specific name. Gene Ontology annotation, cellular component: cytoplasm. Gene Ontology annotation, biological process: tetrahydrofolate biosynthetic process; tetrahydrobiopterin biosynthetic process. The record is from RefSeq and is a predicted model, not a curated record. NCBI's taxonomy places the organism in Eukaryota, Bacillariophyta, Bacillariophyceae, Surirellales, Neidiaceae. Gene Ontology annotation, molecular function: zinc ion binding; GTP cyclohydrolase I activity; GTP binding. The transcript has a single exon. Bases 421 to 981 code for a protein of 186 amino acids.